Messenger RNA from Chenopodium quinoa (quinoa), 837 nucleotides. RefSeq names its product protein FAR1-RELATED SEQUENCE 5-like. The transcript has 2 exons. NCBI's taxonomy places the organism in Eukaryota, Viridiplantae, Streptophyta, Magnoliopsida, Caryophyllales, Amaranthaceae. The coding region runs from base 1 to 837 and encodes 278 amino acids. The record is from RefSeq and is a predicted model, not a curated record.
AUGCAGAAGAAGCAAUUAACAAUGCAGAAGAAGCAAUUGAGAAUGCAGAAGAUCGAAGCAAUUGAGAUUGCAGAAGAAGCAAUUGAGACUGCAGAAGAACCAAUUGAGACUGCAGAAUAUCAAGCGGUUCCUGGCAAAUCAAUUGACUCAAAUUCAGAACAAACAACCAAAUCAAAUGCAACUGAAGAUACAAAUCCAAUUCAUGCUUCUGGUUUAGAUCUUAGAGGUUCAUUUUUUGGUGUGGUAAGAGAAACUUUUAAAGAAAUUUUGGAAUUGUAUGAAAAACAUGCUGCUAUACUGGGGUUUUCAAUACGAAAACAUACAACUAGAUACCAGACGCACACAAAAAUAGUAACUGAGAAAAAUUAUGCGUGUUCUGCUGAAGGAAAGAGAAAUUCAGGUUUCAAGAAAACAAAGUUAGUUGAAAUGGUUAAUGAAGAGGAUGUGAAAGUGAAAACAAGAAAGCCAAGACAAGUAGCCAUUACAAGAUUAAAUUGCAAGGCAUGCAUAAGAGCAAAAGUGAAUAAAGAAGGAAAGUUUGAGGUAGUGGCUCAUGUUAUUCAGCAUAACCAUGAGCUAACAAGGUCACAGUGGCAUUAUUUGCAUCGUUCUGAAAGAAAAAUGACAGAAGAAAAAGCUGAAGCAAUAAAAACAAAGAAAUCUUCAGGUCUAACUACAAUGGACACUUACAAUUACAUGGCUACAGAGGCUGGAGGAGAACAGAAUAUAGGUCAUAGUGUUGUAGAUCAUCUGAAUUUUUGCUCAAGGAUAAGAAUGAAACAAUUUGAGGCUGGAGAUUGUAGACACUCAUUUGUUUCUCUCCAAAACCAAACCUAG